Cucurbita maxima (winter squash) is the source of this 1579-nucleotide messenger RNA. Its product is annotated as heat stress transcription factor A-3-like. The transcript has 3 exons. NCBI's taxonomy places the organism in Eukaryota, Viridiplantae, Streptophyta, Magnoliopsida, Cucurbitales, Cucurbitaceae. The coding region runs from base 1 to 1404 and encodes 467 amino acids. The record is from RefSeq and is a predicted model, not a curated record. Gene Ontology annotation, cellular component: nucleus. Gene Ontology annotation, molecular function: RNA polymerase II cis-regulatory region sequence-specific DNA binding; DNA-binding transcription factor activity. Gene Ontology annotation, biological process: regulation of transcription by RNA polymerase II.
AUGGGGUGCCGGCACGAGCAACGGUUCAACUGUAGAGCUGCUACGACUCGAUUCCCAGUCACUGUCUCCACCGCCUUUGAAUUUCUUUCCCCAGAUUUUUAUCGAACACUUCGUCGGCGUAAUUCUCCUUCUAUCGGAGGCUUUUCUGUUCAAAACCCAAUGUCAUCUUCUUCUGCACACUACCUGUUCGACGUUAUGCUUGAACCAGAUAUAGGAGUUUCGGACCCAUAUGUGGUGCCGUGUAUGGGAAGUGAUCUGCCUCAACCUCUAGAAUGUCUUCAUGGCCAGCUAGUUCCGCCAUUUCUGUGGAAGACUUUCGAUCUUGUUGAGGAUCCUGCGAUUGAUCCGAUUGUAUCUUGGGGUUCAGCAGGGCAGAGCUUUGUGGUUUGGGAUCCCGUGGAGUUUUCUAGAGUCAUUCUUCCUUCUAAUUUCAAGCAUAACAACUUCUCCAGUUUUGUCAGACAGCUAAAUACUUAUGGGUUCCGCAAGAUUGAUACAGACAAGUGGGAAUUUGCAAAUGUAGCUUUCCAACGAGGGAAGAAAUACUUAUUAAAGAACAUUCAGAGGCGCAAAUCACCUCAUUCAGAGCAGGUUGGAAGUUUGAUAGGGCCAUCUACUGGUGGAGGGAAGUCUGGAUUAGAAGAUGAAAUUGGGAAGUUAAAGAAAGAGAGGAGCAUGUUAUUGCAGGAGGUUGUUGAAUUGCAGCAGCAGCAUAAGGGAACUGCUCAGCAUGUCAUCACGGUGAACCGACGCCUCCGGUCAGCAGAGCAGAGACAGAAGCAGAUGAUUACUUUCUUGUCGAAGUUACUUCGGAAUCCAGAACUCUUGUUUCACCUGAAGAAAAAUAAGGAACCGAAAGAUAUCGAUUCCGAGAGAAUCAAGCGGAAAUUUGUUAAGCAGCAUAAACACGAUGGUUGUACACUGUCCAUGGAAGGGAAGAUCGAAACAGCAAUGGAUUUGAAUCCAAGCCUGUUUGAAGGACCUUCUGCCUACCUUAUGCAGGGAAUGGGAUCAUUUCCAGAUAGCAUACCCGAUUUUCAACUUAUGAAUGCUUCAUCAAGUGAUUUAAUUGCGUCUGAGGAAUUAGCAUUCCAUGAUGGAAUUGUAAAACCAAGAGAGGAGCUGAGGAUAGAGGCUUCGAAGGCUAUUGGGAGUCCUGACUAUUUUGGCUCUUUGGCAGAGGAUAUUCUACAGUCCUCACAUCAUGGAACUGGAAGUAUCAUUAAACCAGAAGAAAUUUGGAAUGCAUACUUGAAUGUCGAUGCUAGUACGCCCGGUUCGAGCAACGAGUUGUGGAGCAAUCCAGUCGGCUUUGAGGAUCAAUUUUGGCAAGUUUCUUGCGGACAGUCUCCAAUCUGGGAUUUAGGCUCCCAGCAGGCUGGAGAUUUGGGCAUGGACAAGUGAUCGGCUUCUGGUUUCCCAUUCAACGACCCAGAUACUCGAGCUUAUCCCAAAAAUGCAGAUCAGACUUUAUGACAUAGUUUGCUUUUGCAGCUACUAUGAAUCCUAGUUAUUUCUAGUUGAAGGAACUGAAUAAUUCAUUUACUUAGAUAAUGAAUUGAUUAUGAACUUGCUUGCA